UAGGCUAAAAGACUCAUACACCAUAUCCCGCACCACAGCACUCAUCAACCAGGACAAAACAAAGACCCCAAAACCAAAAGUGUUUCACGGAUGGAGUCGUAGUAAAAACAUUUAUGCUGCAAGGGACAUGGAAAACUUUCGACGUAGUUGUCAGGACUUGGAUGGUAAUGAUAUCAGUGAUGACAAUGAUGAUGAUGAAAAAGAUAAAGGUCACUUCUGUAACCUAGCAUUCUACCAUGGUCAAAUCAAAUCUUCACCUGACGAUGUUCACAUUGAUGAAUUUCACCAGCAGUGGUGGGGUGAAUAUGACAGGCUGGAAGAUGUACACUCCUACAUUCAAUGGUUGUUUCCAAUACAAGAGCCAGGAGUGAAUUGUAGAGCACAUGUGCUCACAAAAAAGGAAAUAAAGCUUUUCCGUAAAGAUAAACAAGCAAAGUGUAAAUUGGUGAAAUCAUAUAAGCUCAUGUUGGAUUUCUACGGUGUACGUUUAGUCGAUGAAUCAACAGGAGAGGUGGAACGGGCUCCUAACUGGAAGGAUCGCUUUAGGAACCUGAACAGAUAUUCUCAUAACAACCUUCGCAUCACACGCAUCCUGAAGUGUUUGGGGACUCUAGGAUUGAAGCACUACCAGGCCCCACUGGUCAAGUUCUUCCUCCAUGAAACUCUUGUAGUGGGACACCUUCAAAGCCUAAAACAAAGUGUUCUAGAUUACUUUAUGUUUGCUGUUUUGGACAACACAGAGAGACAAGAGCUGGUUAGAUUUGCAUUUAAGCAUUUCAAGCCCCAAGAACAGUUUGUCUGGGGUCCCAAGAAGAUUCUGUCAGGUGAGGUACAUAGCAGCAAAAGUUAAAAAUUCAGUCAUGCUACAUGUAAUAAGCAGCAAAGGGAUUGGGACAAAAUAAUUUAGGUUGCUUUGGGUAAAAAUGUCUGCCAAAUGCAUAAAUGUAAAUGUGAAACAAUAAAAGCAUAGGAAAGUGAGAUGAAAAGAUGAUAUUGAUGAUGGUGAUGUUAAUAUGACAGCAGCUACAUCACCAAGCAUGUCUUUGUGGUGCUCCUGAUAAUAGAGGUUUUAGCAUUUGUUCCUCUACUCUAAAUUAUUUUAUUGUUUUACAGAAAAAUAUUGGAAUAUCUUUCAUGGCUCAA
Carassius carassius (crucian carp) is the source of this 1143-nucleotide messenger RNA. Its product is annotated as opioid growth factor receptor-like. Bases 128 to 850 code for a protein of 240 amino acids. The record is from RefSeq and is a predicted model, not a curated record. Lineage: Eukaryota; Metazoa; Chordata; Actinopteri; Cypriniformes; Cyprinidae. The transcript has 8 exons. Gene Ontology annotation, molecular function: opioid growth factor receptor activity. Gene Ontology annotation, cellular component: membrane.